This is a messenger RNA of Paraglomus brasilianum, 4884 nucleotides long. The record is from the annotation of a GenBank genome assembly. Lineage: Eukaryota; Fungi; Glomeromycota; Glomeromycetes; Paraglomerales; Paraglomeraceae.
AUGUCCUUGAUUUUUUGCUUUCCCAUACAGAUUGAAUUGGAACGAAUUCUUGGCCUUACGACAUUUAAACCAACCGCUCUUGCUUCAGCACCGUCAGCAGAUCUUAUAGCAUAUGCAGCUGGCUCUGUAGUUGUGUUGUAUAAUCACAAGAAGAAUAAACAAGUCGGAUUCUUAUAUGCAUCCUCAUCGUCUUCACCUUCCCACAAUCUUGCACCAAAUAAUCGACAUACAAUUGCCGGAGACCCAUUAGCGAAUCAAUUGGGUUCAUUGGGCGUGCUGGAUCCGAUUGCUUUAAACUCCAAUACUAAAAAGAAUACAGCUAGCAACAGAGCCAAGGCAAUAUCUUGUUUGACGUUUUCUCCAGAUGGCGCUUAUUUAGCAGUUGGAGAGAGUGGUCAUCAACCACGCAUUCUGAUAUGGGAAGUGCAAUCUAAAACACUAGUCAACGAAUUGAAAGGUCACAAAUAUGGCAUACUGGCACUUUCAUUCUCCCCAAACAUGAAAUAUAUUGUAUCGAUAGGAUUUCAGCAUGAUGGUUAUAUAAACGUAUGGAAUUGGAAGCAAGGAAUUAAGUUGGCGUGCAACAAGAUUACCACAAAAGUACACACUUUAGCAUUCAAUCGAACAGGAUCGUUUUUUGUUACGGCCGGGCUAAGACAUGUUAAAUUCUGGUAUUUCGAUUCAAAUGGACUCUUGUCAAAAAAACCGUCUGCGCAAAAAUCACUUGUACAGGUCCUCGAUGGACGAUCAGGGAUCUUGGGGGAUCUAAGGGAUAAUAACUUUGUUGAUGCAGUAUGCUGUAAGAAAUCAGACAAUACGUAUCUAAUUACAUCAAAUGGACGUUUAUGCAUAUUCACCGAGGGACGGUUGAUGGACAAAUGGGUUGAUUUACAGGUUAAAGGUGCAUUUUCCCUUGACGUUAGCGACAAAUACAUCGUUUGCGCAUGUACCAAUGGCAUUGUCAGGCUUUUUGAACCAAUCACUUUAAAGUAUUUAGGUACUUUACCUAAAACGCAUCCAUUAGGCGUUGACUUGACUAUGCAGACAGGAUCUGUUUACCACGGUGGUGGAAAAGAUGACACUUAUCCUGACACUGUUGCCAUCAAACUAGACGGAGAGGCAGGAAAGCUUACUUGUAUUUAUAGCGAUAGAAGUCUUUUCAUAUGGGAUAUUAAAGAUAUAAAGAAGAUAGGAAAAUAUAGAAGUUUCUUAUAUCACUGUGCUAAUGUCUGGGGAGUAGAGAUGAUGCCCAUUAGAGAUUCAUCAUCUCCCUCACCAUACCCCGAGGAUACAUUUGUCACUUACUCAGCAGAUAAUACGAUUCGAUUUUGGAGUUUAGACAAGGGCUCUAAUACCGCAGCUAGUCCAACUGCCGAGACCACGCUCAAGCGAAACAUCUUCAGUAAGGAUUGCUUGCGAAUUGUAUACAUUGAUCCGGAUGGAAAUAUUCGCAUGUCUGUUCAAAAAGAAAAGACAGACGUCGACCAUUCGGAUCCAAACGUUAGUGGUGGCGCAAACGAAUUAGGGAUUCGCACUCUGAAAAUAAGCCCAGACGGUAAACUAGUGGCUUCCGGCGAUAAAGGAGGCAAUUUGAGUGUGUACGAUCUAGAUACGUUUGAAAAGAUUACGUAUCAAGAAGCUCACGAAGCGGAAAUAUUAACAAUAGAGUUUACAGACGGACGAUCGAGCGAUUCACCUUAUCUUAUUGCAACUGCAAGUCGAGAUAGAAUACUACACAUAUUUGACAUAAAUAGUGAUUUUCGAUUGAUACAGACACUAGACGAUCACUCUUCAUCAAUCACCGCUAUCAAGUUCACUCACGAUGGUGGGAGAUUGAUAAGUUGUGGGGCCGACAAAAGUAUUAUAUUCAGAGCACGUCAAGAUUCCGAAGACUUUCCUUACUACGUCACAUACCAUAAUAUAUCAGGACGAGCAACAGUGUUCGACAUGGACAUUGACAUAUCUAACAGAUAUAUCGCAACAGUCUCUGGCGAGCGUCGUCUCAAUUUGUACCAGAUUGAUUCUGGAAAGAAUGUGCGAUCGUACAAACCAGAUACACCCGACGAAACAAAUGCCUCGGAACAGGGAAGUCUAUUAAAAGUCGGCUUGGAUCCAAGCGGUGUACUUGCUGUUGCAGCCGGAUCGGAUAGAAGCAUUCGUCUAUUUGAUUUUGCAAACGGCACUAUCUUAUCAAAAGUAUUUGGCCAUUCGGAGUUGAUUACUGACGUUAAAUUCACGCUUGAUUGUGAACGAAUAGUAUCCACAUCUGCAGAUGGUUGUAUUUUUGUGUGGAGAUUGUCUGACGAAUGGGUCGAAAAAAUGAGGCAAAAAUGGCUCGAAAGAAGUGGGGCUGCAGGCGCACUAGGGAGGACCUCUCCUGUUUUCCGAGAGAGCAUAUCGCCACAACCGCCCCCCAGAACUACUGUGCCCGCCUUAAGGCCGAAGUCUAUAAUAGAAGCUUCAGCACACGACGAUGCUAAUUGUGACGAUUCCGCUUUUCAGAUUCGAAAGGGUUCUGGAUCAUUAAGAGGGAGAAAAUCUUUCUCGUCACUUUUGCAAUCUGAUGUUUCCUCAAAAAGACCCAGUUCAUAUGUUGUCGAUGACGCUAAACUUCAUACAACACAACAGGCAAGACCAUUAUCCGAAGUGUCUCCCAGUAGAAUACCGCUUGCAGCGUCCGUAACAGCUUCACGGCCGGCUAGCAAUACGCCUUCUCCACCAUCUUCGAAAAGUGGCUCUUCAUCGAGACGAGAAUCAUGGAAAUUAGGUUUACCAAGCUGGGCAAAAAAGGCCUUCAAAGAGAAAGAGGAUCACAACGUUCGAGAAAAAGAUGACUCCGAAGGCAUAGAUUCUGUUAGUAAUGAGAGAAAUGCAACGUUAACAAUACCAAAGAGGCGAACGACCAUUCCACCCGUCACAAACAGCCUUCUUCAAGUGGAUAAGACGUUACCUGCAGUUCCGAAGACAAUACCUCGAGUCAGAUCACAGAGAAAACUACGGCACGAAUCAAUAAAUUCAAUUGUCGAAGACACUGCCGGAGUUAGAGUUUCGUCCAAAAAAUCAAAAAGCAAUCUCACAGCAGGCUCACCAAAAUCAUUGUUGUCUACGUCUCCGCCAUCUCCAACAGCUCGUGCGGCAGUACUCUCCACCUCGCCUAUGUCCAUUAACACAUUGCUCAGUACGGAGGGGGAGGAUAAUGGUGAAGAUGACGACGAUGAGACUUCCGGUAUCGAAGAGACAAUUGUUGAUGAUUCGGCAUUCGAAGAUGCGGAAACUAUUUUCUUAACACAGCCGGAAGAAGCGGAUGAUGUGUACAUUAAUGGACCGGGCAUAAGGCGUCGUCGAGAAAGUUUUGUGGAAACUGUGACGAAGAUCGAUCUAGCUGAUGAUCGUCCGAAGUCUUGCGGAAGCGAUAAGGAAACCGAGACAUGUUUGGACGACCAACUAGAGAUAUACUUGCAAACUCCGAUAAAGGCUAGUUUCAGUGAAAAUAACAAUGAUGAGAAUGAUACACAUGACCGUGCAACUGAUUCUAAAGCGAAGAGACGAGAAAGUUAUACGUUGAAGUUUUUGUCUGGUGGGCAAUCGCGAGAUUCUAGUGGUCGUACGAGUCUAACCGAAGCAUUUAUGAAAAUGAUUAACUCGGGUGAAGAUAAAGCCCUUGCAAUAGAAGAGGAUGAAGAGGAUAAAAAGAGUGAUGACAAGAGCAGUUUUGAAAAAACUAUGGAAGCUUUAGAGGGACGCCUAACAGAGGUAACAGACAGUCGUAACGAGCCAGAUAAGUCUGGGCAAGAGCAGACUUCACCUGUUUCUUCAUCUGUUUCUUCACCCGCGCUCUCUGAAUCUGCAACCGUCAAGGAAGCAGAUGAUGAUUAUUCAGUAAACUCUCAGGAGCAUAAGUUGCUUGAUAAGCAGAACGGUUUUAUAGCUAGAUCCAAUAACUCUGUCCUUGCUGAGAAGGAAAAGAGAACAAAGAUAAAGAAUGACGAUACAAUCAGUCAAACGGUAAAGUCAGAAGAGGAAAAGCCUGUAUCUACAGACGAACACGAUACCGUAAUUAUCGGCGCCUCUGAGACACCAAGUACAGAAGUUGUCGAGGAGAAUGUUGAAAAACUAGCUAAAGAUUUGGGUAUUACUGUCAAUGGAAAGGAGUUAACGUCAACAUUGAUUUUCGUAAACGACGUACCUUCUUCAUUUGAGGAUACUGAAUUAAGUGAAGACGCUAUCGCUGACGAUGUCUACAAUAUGUCAGUACUUCUUGAACGAACACUUAGUGCUUAUAAAAAAGUUUCGUCAUCUCUUGCUGCUGGGAACACAAAGAAUGAGAGUGUGCAAACACUUAUAUCUGUCAGUCUAGUGGAGAUGAUGGACGAUAUAAGGGAGAGUCUCGGCAUGACCAAAGAAAGCGCGUCAACACAAAAAAACGAAACCGAUGCUGAUUUCGUAGCAGGAAAACGUGUGACUGAACAUGUUGAUGCAGAUGUGGAGGGUGAUGACGAAGAGUGUGACGCAGACUCGAGCAAUUCAUAUGCAACUGCUUCGACGACUUUACGUGACCAUAGUAAUAGAAUUGAAUGCAAAUCACCCGAAUCCACCAAUUUAUUGGCACCACUUAGUCCCGCGGCUUCUUCACAAUCUAAAUCAGCGCUCGCAGACUUGAUCUCAGACGACUCGGCACAGGUGCUUCUGGAAAAGUAUUCUGACAUAUUAGUCAAAAUGGUGCAAGACAAGCUAUCUACGAAAACGAACGCUAUUGAUAAAAAUUUAAUUUCUUCCAAAUCUGCGACAUUAGCGCAACCCAAGAACAAUGAGAAAUCUUUUGGUAGUCUAAGAAGUAAAACAAAGACGGGUGGGGGAAUGAAUAGAACAAAGAGCACCAAAUGA